This is a messenger RNA of Candidula unifasciata, 254 nucleotides long. NCBI's taxonomy places the organism in Eukaryota, Metazoa, Mollusca, Gastropoda, Stylommatophora, Geomitridae. The record is from the annotation of a GenBank genome assembly.
AAGGAGCAGGAGACGAAGAAGAAGAAGAUAUGCUGUAUUUCAUCUUAUGCUGUCCCCUCUUACAUUACGAAUGUUGCUGUAUCUUUCGUAGACACGGUCGUGCCUCCAUGGAAGGUCGGCUCCUGAAAUUUACCAAUUUAAUGAAAGGCUACCGGUAUAGGUGGGUUGUUCUGAAUGACGAAGAAGGAACUUUGCAGUAUUAUGAGUCAAAAGAGAGCAAGAAGUCACCGCCCAAGGGAUGUAUGUUUUUAGGG